Rhagoletis pomonella (apple maggot) is the source of this 563-nucleotide messenger RNA. RefSeq lists its product as uncharacterized. The record is from RefSeq and is a predicted model, not a curated record. Bases 24 to 563 code for a protein of 179 amino acids. The transcript has 3 exons. Lineage: Eukaryota; Metazoa; Arthropoda; Insecta; Diptera; Tephritidae.
UAGUUCACGGUAGCGUAAGAACAAUGCUUCUAAGAGAGGAGCAUAUUACAAUUUUGAAAGAGCCUGAUUCGAAAUUUAUUGGAUACGUAUCUCCAAAAGAAGGCACUGGGGAAGCAAUCCAGCAAGCAAUAGUAAGCUUUUUGAAUACCCAAAAAUAUUGCUUAAACGAACUUGUAGCUAUAAGCUGUGAUGGUACAGCUGUCAAUACUGGAUAUAAAAUUGGAGUAAAUGCACAAAUGGAACGUUAUUUACAAAGGCCCUUGCAGUGGAAUGUGUGUUUGUUACAUUUCAACGAGUUGCCUCUAAAAAAGUUGUUAACGCAUUAUAUUGGCAAGCAGAAAGGACCUGGUGUUUGGCCAGGGGUGUUGGGGUCUGAAAUUAUGACUUGCACCAAAUACCCGGUUGUAAGUGGUUUUGAGGCUAUUGCUAUGGGAGUUAUUCCUGAAAAUAUUGGCUCUUGGGAAUUACGCAAUGAUCAGCGUUAUUUAUUUGAUAUGGUUUUGGCAGUAAAUAAUGGUAUUUGCUGGAUACGCGAACUAUCAAAUGCUAAAAUAUAUUAUUAG